Messenger RNA from Letharia lupina, 1725 nucleotides. RefSeq lists its product as uncharacterized. The transcript is spliced from 2 exons. Gene Ontology annotation, cellular component: fungal-type vacuole lumen. The coding region runs from base 1 to 1725 and encodes 574 amino acids. NCBI's taxonomy places the organism in Eukaryota, Fungi, Ascomycota, Lecanoromycetes, Lecanorales, Parmeliaceae. Gene Ontology annotation, molecular function: metallocarboxypeptidase activity. The record is from RefSeq and is a predicted model, not a curated record.
AUGAAAUCGAUGGAGAAAACCACCAUCAAGGAGAAUUGGAAGAAGAUCGCGGUAUUCGUCGUCAUACUUCUAGCUUUAUGGCAACUGUCAGCUCAUUUUGGACCCUCUAUGACCUUUGCUACAGUCGGAGACCACGGUGAUUUCGAAUCUUGGUGUCCUCUCGCAGACCCAGACACCAUGAAAGCCAGUACCGACAACUUACGGCCAUCCAAGGACUUUAGCCUCGAUGCUUCUCUGGAAAAGCAAAUCGAAAGACUCUCGGCGGCUGUAAAGUGCCCAACAGAAAGUUUUGAUGACAACGGUGACGUUGAUGAGGAUCCGCGAUGGAGGACUUUUGAUGGCUUCCACGACACGCUGAAAGAUCUCUUCCCGCUUAUUCACGGCCAUGCAAAGCUGGAGAAAGUGAACCGAUAUGGCCUCGUGUACUCCUUUCAAGGUGCAUCCCAACAUCUCAAACCACUCCUCCUGACCGCCCAUCAAGACGUCGUCCCCGCCUCCUCCAUCUCGAAAUGGACCUACCCGCCAUUCGAGCCUCACUACGACGGCCAAUACCUCUGGGGCCGCGGGUCUAGCGACUGCAAAAACAAUCUCAUCGGCGUCAUGUCAGCCGUAGAAUCACUACUAUCACAAGACUGGAAGCCCAGGCGUUCUGUCGUGCUAGCUUUUGGCUUCGACGAAGAAACCGGCGGUGUACGCGGUGCUGCCAAGAUUGCCGAAGUACUAGAGAAAGCUUGGGGUCGUGAUGGCUUCGCUCUGAUCCUGGAUGAAGGAGGUAUGGGUCUCACGACUGUCGGCGAGUAUGUCUACGCUCGCCCAGGUGUUGCGGAGAAAGGGUACAUGGACGCGCAGCUCAUCCUCGAGACCGCCGGUGGCCACAGCUCGCGACCACCAGCGCACAGCGGAAUUGGAAUUAUAGCCGAAAUGAUAGUUGCUCUAGAGCAGAACCCUUACACACCAGUACUGACCAAGGAGAACCCUCUCCGGGGCUUACUGGAAUGUCAAGCCAAGUACACGCCGGGGGAGCUAGAACCCUGGCUGCGGCGUUCUCUGCAGCGUGAUGAUGAUGGUACGGAGAUUGGGAAGAAGCUUGCUGAUGAGAGAGGACCGCAGAUUCGGUUUUCGAUGCAGACAUCGCAAGCUGUGGACAUUAUCAAAGGUGGUGAUAAAGUGAACGCGCUUCCUGAGACUGUCUCCGCCAUUGUCAAUUACCGUAUCGCUCCUCAUGACUCGCUGGACAUCGUGAAGAGCAAGAUCGCAGACCUACUGGAACCCAUCGCUCGGAAACAUAAUGUCAAAGUCGAAGGCUUUGGCAGCAAGAGUAGCGGAGAACGCAGAAGUGAGGGCAGUAACAGUGAGGAAGCAAAACCAUCGUUGGGGACCCUUUACCUCAAGAGCUUGAAUGACCUCUCACCCUCCCCUAUAUCCCCCACAGACAUCCAAAACCCCGUCUGGCACGUCUUCAGCGGCACCAUCCGCCAAGUCUUUGAGGACACCAAAACCCUCGAAGGUAAGAAGGUCAUCCCCGUCGGCGAUAUCAUGCAAGGAAACACCGAUACGAUCCAAUACUGGAACUUGACGAAGAAUAUCUACCGCUUCUCGCCGGCAAGGGAGGGCACGAGAUUCGGCGUGCAUACGAUUGAUGAGCGUAUUGAUAUGACGGCGCAUCUAGAGGGGAUGAGGGUAUAUUACGAGAUGAUACGGAAUUUCGACGCUGCGGAUAUAUAA